AUGGCGGAGUAUUGGAAAUCAGCGCCCAAGUUUUGGUGCAAGCAAUGCAAGAUCUUCAUUCGCGAUACCGCCUUCGAAAAGUCUCAACAUGAGGCUACGGCCAAACAUCAGGGUAAUUUGAAGCGCUUCCUUCGCGACAUCCAUCGGAACAAUGAACAACAACAGCGCGAAGCACAAAGAGCGAAGAAUGAGGUUGAGCGACUGCGCCAGACCGUGGCCGGAUCUGCGGGUGGAAAAGAUGGGGAUGCUGCGCCCUGGAAACGCGCGCCCGCAUCGGCGCCCAAACCUCAGGAGCGACCUGUUUCUUUGGAAGAAAGGAAGCGACAAAUGGCACAACUAGCGGAGAUGGGUAUUGCUAUUCCGGAUGAAUACCGCAGUGAGAUGGCUUUGGCCGGAGAGUGGCAAACGUUGUCGGAGAAAGUUGUACAACCUUCGGAGGAAUCAAAGGCCAGCCAGUCAUUAGGGGUACGCAAACGAAAGCAUGAAGAGCGUGACGAGGAAGAGGAAGAGGCAAAACAAGAAGCUGAACGAUUCGUCAGUAAGGGCUGGGGCUCCCGGACCCGAGUCUAUCCCGGCGCCCAAGAGGACACUGAUCUUGAUGCUCUUUUGGAGUCUACGAAAGAUAUCAAAAAGGGUAAACCUUCAACUCCUGCUGAGUCGGCGCCGGAGCCAGAGCCUGAGAACGCACCGGAAACCGUUAAGGGCCAGUUCAUGCCGGUCAAGUCAGAAGGGGAUGCAGCAGCUCCUGAGACUGGUGAGCCGUCUCAGGUCAAGCAGGAGAGUGAGACUGCCCCCUCGGCUCCUGUGACAAAAGAGGAGCCGGAAGACGCUCCAGCUGCGGGGGUCGUUUUCAAGAAGCGCAAGGCCAAGGUCAUGAGAAAGUAA
Molecule: messenger RNA, 885 nt
Organism: Aspergillus vadensis CBS 113365
Lineage: Eukaryota; Fungi; Ascomycota; Eurotiomycetes; Eurotiales; Aspergillaceae
Product: putative formin binding protein
Exons: 2
Coding region: 1-885 (294 amino acids)
Biological process (GO): mRNA splicing, via spliceosome
Cellular component (GO): precatalytic spliceosome
Molecular function (GO): zinc ion binding; RNA binding
Source: RefSeq, a predicted model, not a curated record